This is a messenger RNA of Cajanus cajan (pigeon pea), 1455 nucleotides long. RefSeq names its product Saccharopine dehydrogenase. Lineage: Eukaryota; Viridiplantae; Streptophyta; Magnoliopsida; Fabales; Fabaceae. The record is from RefSeq and is a predicted model, not a curated record.
UUUUGCCAAGUAUUGAGCAGAACAGGGAUAAAGUGUGUUGUGAUAACGGACGCACCGCGCGCGAAGUGUUGUAGAAAGAGAAAGAAGAGGAAACUCAAUUGAAUUCAAUGCCGCCACUUUCACUGCCUCUGAAUUUGAAAUGGACGCCGUUGAAUAUCAAAGCCACCGCCACCGCUCCCGCCACCAGCAAGGUCCCUGAGCUGCCGCUGCCGGAGAAGAUCCGAAACUCCAGAAUAUUGGUCCUCGGAGGAACGGGUCGGGUCGGAGGAUCCACCGCCGUUGCACUCUCCAACUUCUGUCCCGACCUUCAAAUCCUCGUCGCCGGCCGAAACAGGGAGAAAGCCGAAGCUCUCACUGCAAAACUUGGCGGUAAUUCAAGUUUUGCUCGUGUUGACAUCGACGACGUGAAUUCGCUGGAAACCGCGUUGAAGAGUGUAGAUCUCGUAGUUCAUGCCGCUGGACCCUUCCAAUGUGCAGAGAGGUGUAGCGUGCUUGAAGCUGCAAUAAAUACUAAGACAGCGUAUGUUGAUGUUUGUGAUGACACAAGCUAUUCAUGUCGUGCGAAGUCCUUGAUGAAUAGAGCGAUAGCUGCAAAUGUUCCGGCUAUAACAACUGGAGGAAUAUACCCUGGAGUUAGCAAUGUCAUGGCAGCAGAGCUAGUCCGUGCUGCAAACGAAAGUAACGAUAAGCCAGAGAGGCUAAGAUUCUACUACUACACAGCUGGAACUGGUGGUGCUGGCCCAACCAUAUUAGCUACAAGCUUCUUUCUGUUGGGAGAGGAAGUAGUUGCAUAUAACAAAGGAGAAAAGAUCAGAAUGAAGCCAUAUAGUGGAAUGCUCAACGUCGACUUUGGAAAAGGAAUUGGCAAAAGAGAUGUUUAUCUAUUGAAUUUACCAGAGGUUAGAAGUGCUCAUGAGAUUCUAGGAGUGCCAACUGUAAGUGCUCGAUUCGGAACAGCACCAUUUUUCUGGAAUUGGGGAAUGGAAGCUAUGACAAACCUUCUUCCUCCGGAGUUUCUGAGAGACAGAAACAGAGUCCGAAGUUUGGUUCAGUUGUUUGAUCCUUUUGUUAGAGCAAUUGAUGGGAUUGCUGGAGAACGCGUAUCAAUGAGGGUUGAUUUGGAUUGCGCAAGUGGACGCAACACUGUUGGUAUAUUCAGUCAUAGGAGACUUUCAGUAUCUGUAGGAAUUGCAACAGCUGCUUUUGCACUUGCAGUUCUUGAAGGAAACACGCAGCCAGGAGUUUGGUUUCCGGAAGAGCCCCAAGGACUUCCAAUUGAAGCCAGAGAAGUUCUUCUAAGGCGUGCUAGCCAGGGAACGUUUAACUUUGUGAUGAACAGGUCACCAUGGAUGGUUGAAACAGAUCCAAAGGAGUUUGGGUUAGGAAUAUACCUUUAAGUCUUUCCGUACCAAAGCAAAAGUGAAAUUCGGUAAAAUUCUUUCUAUUGUACUUCAA